Archocentrus centrarchus (flier cichlid) is the source of this 944-nucleotide messenger RNA. RefSeq names its product trypsin-3. Gene Ontology annotation, biological process: proteolysis. The transcript is spliced from 5 exons. The coding region runs from base 54 to 848 and encodes 264 amino acids. The record is from RefSeq and is a predicted model, not a curated record. Gene Ontology annotation, molecular function: serine-type endopeptidase activity. NCBI's taxonomy places the organism in Eukaryota, Metazoa, Chordata, Actinopteri, Cichliformes, Cichlidae.
CACACAGGUUAAGCCUCUCACUGCAGGUAAACUACUCUUCCCUUUGACUAACUAUGGAGCUGCCAUCUUUAUUGCUUUGUAUACUGCUGGAAGUCCUGGCUGUAAACUGUCAGAACAUUGCAAAGGAACGUAUAGUGGGAGGAUAUGCACCGGUUCCACAUUCAAUCAAGUACAUUGUGUCGAUACAGACGGUGGAACGCCAGCACCUCUGCGGGGGCUUCGUGAUUAAUAAGUACUGGGUAGUCACAGCAGCACACUGUAACAUCGGGCUGAACAAAAUGAUGAUAGUUGCAGGAGACUAUUCUCUGGCUGUUUAUGAGGGCACGGAGCAGGAAAUCCUCCCCCACCUUUUGGUGCCCCAUCCUUCAUACAACACCACCACCAGCAACUGUGAUAUUAUGCUUAUUAAGCUACGGGCUCCAAUCUAUCUGAACAGCUACGUCUCCAUUGCUCUGCUGCCCAGACAGGGCGCCACCAUAGCAGAGGGCAGGCUGUGUCGAGUGUCAGGCUGGGGCUACACAAAUCCCAGCGGAGGCCAGAUCCCCUCCACCCUCCGAACUGUAAUGCUCCCCAUUGUCUCCACAACAAAAUGUAACAGCAGCGAGUCGUUCAGCGGCAGCAUCACAGAAAACAUGCUGUGUGCCGGUUACACUAUUGGUGGAAAGGAUGCCUGUCAGGGGGACUCAGGUGGUCCACUUGUUUGUGAUGGCCGGGUCUACGGUGUGGUGUCCUGGGGGAGAGGUUGUGCCGAUGCUCAAUUUCCUGGAGUCUACACUGCCGUGUCUAUGUUCCGCAGGUGGAUAGACAACACAAUAUUUAGCUACUACAGCAGAUGUAACAAGAAUUAGAGCCCACUGCAACUCGGUCAAGACCUGAAAAAGGAAUAUUUAGGAAAAUAUUUGAGUUGGUUUCUCGCUUACAUUUGGAUAAAACGAUUGGGUUCA